Fusarium poae is the source of this 558-nucleotide messenger RNA. RefSeq lists its product as uncharacterized. The transcript has 3 exons. The record is from RefSeq and is a predicted model, not a curated record. The coding region runs from base 1 to 558 and encodes 185 amino acids. NCBI's taxonomy places the organism in Eukaryota, Fungi, Ascomycota, Sordariomycetes, Hypocreales, Nectriaceae.
AUGUUGGUGACCGACAUUGAGGAUCUUGGCGUCAGUGAAUCGCCAGUGAACAUCAGCAAUAACCUUGUCGUUUUGGAAGGUGGCGAGAAUAUCCCCCAGAGCAGCAUCUUUGACUUAAAGACACGAUCGAUCUCGCAAUUCGUCCUCGCCUACCAUGAAAAGGGGCUUUUCCGACAAAGAGACAUAGAGAUCAAGGAUGUCAAAUCUGAUAUCGAAAAAUGGCAAGAUCAGAACCAGCCAUCUCUCAAUCGCCUCGCUGCCCUCUUUCGCAUCAUCAUUGAAAACACUCAGACAUCCAACGAUGGCAAGUUGGAGCUAGUCUGGUCUAAAGACGGCUCUCUCGAGGUUCGAAAACAAUUGCCAGACGCGGGAGACGUCUUGUCAGAGCCAGUAAAGAAGCAAUGGGAGGCUUGGCUGGGAGUGGAGAAUGAGGAGAAGGCCGAUCCUGGAAAAUCGGGGAGUUGGGAAGAGUUCAUGGCAACACUUUCAGACAGCGAUGACCAGAGUGAUUACGCUGCGUGUGAUGCCGAGUGCGGUUAUUGCGGAAAGUGCGUGUAG